AUGGGCGAACCAUAUGGAAUACUGGGCCUAGACCCAGAGCCUGGGAAGGUGGCGGGGGCGGGCGAGGCGCGGGGCGCGGGGCGCCGGGCCGGCCCUGAGCGGGGCUGGGACCCUGUGCGGAAGACCCGGCUGGCCGUGCAUGUGUUGCUGUGGCAGCUGCUGGCGCUGGCUGGCCGGGGAACAGCGGUCUACCUGGAAGUUGGCGAGCUGGAGGAGAAAUGCUUCAUCCAGGAGAUCCCCGAGGGCACCGUGGUGAUAGGAAAAUACAAGACCGAGCUUUAUGACCCAGUCGUGGAAAAGUUCCAGCCCUCCCCGCAAUGGAUUAAUUUGUUCGUGCUUGUAAAGGACCCGGAGAACAGGAAUCUUCUGUACCGGCAAUAUGGCCCUCAGGGUCGCUUCAUGUUCACCUCCAAGUCCCCAGGAGAACACCAGAUAUGCCUUCACCUCAAGUCAAUUCAGUUUACUCCCUUCAAUGAUGGCAAGCUGACCAUCCACCUGGAUAUGCAGCUGGGUGAACGCAUCAGCGAUGAUGCCGCAUUCCAGGAUAAGGACAAGUUGAGCCAGUUGCAUCUGCGCCUUCGGCAGCUAGUGGAACAAGUGGAGCAGAUACAGAAGGAGCAGGAGUACCAACGGUGGCGCGAGGAGCGCUUUCGGCAGACCAGUGAAAGCACCAACCAACGAGUGCUGGGGUGGUCGAUCCUGCAGACCCUCAUUCUCCUGGCCAUUGGCAUAUGGCAGAUGCAACAUCUGAAGGGAUUUUUUAAAGCCAAGAAGCUAGUAUAAACAGAUGAAGCCUGAAAUCCAGAAGCAUCACCCACCCUUUCUACUGAUGACCUGGGAUAGAAAGAAAAUGGCCUGACCUAGGUUGGUUCCUGGACUCCCCCAUUCCACAGGAACUCAAAUAGUCUCUUGGAACUUAUUUCUCAACCCACAGGAGGACAGGAUGGGUUUCCAGCUGGAGAUAUUUGGGCAAGGGAGGUCUGUGAAGAUGAGCAGGAUGGGUGGGGUCCCUCAAUGCCCCGGUAAAAGAGAAUAGAUUAUCACCCCCAGAUGGGGAUAUGAACAUGGAGACCCAUUAUAAUCGGAAAGUGUCUUUAUUAA
Messenger RNA from Suncus etruscus (white-toothed pygmy shrew), 1101 nucleotides. Its product is annotated as transmembrane emp24 domain-containing protein 9-like. The transcript is spliced from 6 exons. Gene Ontology annotation, biological process: endoplasmic reticulum to Golgi vesicle-mediated transport; Golgi organization; intracellular protein transport. The record is from RefSeq and is a predicted model, not a curated record. The coding region runs from base 1 to 783 and encodes 260 amino acids. NCBI's taxonomy places the organism in Eukaryota, Metazoa, Chordata, Mammalia, Eulipotyphla, Soricidae. Gene Ontology annotation, cellular component: COPII-coated ER to Golgi transport vesicle; endoplasmic reticulum-Golgi intermediate compartment; Golgi apparatus.